GCCAAAUUGACUUUUUAUUUAAUUUUUUAAUUGUUCUAGGAAUGAGUGAUUAUCCAGAAGUUCCUCCAAACUCCCCAAACAGCAGAUUUUCUUUUAAUAUAGAAUGUGUACCUUUACCGGAAUUUUCCUUAGAUUUAAAGGAUUUUACAAUACCGAAAGUAAGGGAAAUUGGGGUGAAAGCUACGAUUGACCAUCUAGCUGAAUAUUUUCAAUGCAAGGAGUAUAAAAUAAGCAUGUCGCAAUUUUGGUUUCUGGAUAUUGUUGCAGAAUGUAUUUGGAGGACACAAGACGAAUAUUUUUUUCCAGAAGAGUAUCAAAUUAUUGUUCUUAAAUGGGUGCUUUAUGUUUUUAACUUAAUAAGAGAGAAACCUUUUUUGACGAGAAAAGAAAUAUUCGGAAUUUUCACAGAAACAGUUGCAGCCGCUGAUGAACGUAUACAGUGUGGUCAAAAUUUGGGCCCCCCUGAUGAUUUGUUUCAGCUGCAAAUAAAAGAAGAUUUUGAGAGCGUUGUAUCGACGGUUUCUGUUGAAAGUAUAUCCGGCGCAACUCUUUCUAAAUCGAGCUUGUCUAUGGCCUCGAACUCUUCGAAUAAUCUGAGUUAUGUAGCAUUGGAGUUUGACGAAAAGACAGAGAUUUUUAAGAUACCCAAAGCGGUGUAUAUGAAUGAGCUGGAUUGUUUAUCAAGUGAUAUUGAGACAGUGACGGAAACAGUAAAUAGGAAGGGAAUUUUGGAUGACGUAACUGAAGUGUUAAUGGAAGAUAUGGGGGAAGAAUCAAAGAUGAACGUAGAGAAUUUGGUGGAAUCUUCAGUUAACAUAUCAAUAGAUUCUGAUGAUUCCGAUUUUGAUUUUAACAAAUAUGUUAUGGUAAACGUUUCAAACAAAUCGAGCAAAAACAACAGUUUGGAAUCAGACUGCAAACACUUUGUCAAAACGAUACCAAGCGACAUACGACCCUUGAUAGAAAAAGAGGAGGAGAUCACGAAGGCUUGGUUCGAAUACCACUUGUGGCAGAACCACCUGAACGACAUGGAAUCCGCUUCCAAGGGUUGGUUACCGGAACCAGACGUCGUAGUGGUGGAUGCAGUCGAAGAAUUUAACACGGAGAGUUUCGAGUAUUGGACCAAAUACAUGUCGCAGUUCGAUGUUGUGAGGAGGAGGACGAAUGAAAAGAUUUUUAUUAAUUUGUGUGCCUUGAUGACUAUAAAACAAUUGGUAUUCGAUUAUUUUUAUGAAAGCUUUCAAUUUAUGAUGAUGAGAUUCCUAUUCAAUACUAAACGAUAUGCUACCACUCAAAUUCUGAACGAUUAUUGGUGCGUCCCGAAACGAAUUAAAACCGAAAUGAGGAGACCAGCUAAAAGAAAACCAAAAAAACCGAAAAAACCGAAAAAAAAGAAAAAGAGUAAAAAAAGUAAGAAGAGCAAGAAAAGCAAAAAAAGUAAGAAGAGCAGCAAAAAGAGCAAAAGUAGCAAAAAGAGUAAGAGCAGUAAGAAGAGCAAAAAGAGUAAGGACAAGAAGAAAAAGCUUACGAAGGAAGAAAAGGAGGAGCUGGCGAGAUUGAAAAGGGAACAAGAGGAGCUGGAGGAGAGAAUGCGUUUGGAGGCUGAAAAUAGGGUGUUCAUGUUUCCUUUGGGUGACGCUACAACCGAUGAGUUUUUUCAAAAAAUCUUCCCCAACUGGACCAGACCGGUAGAGAAAAAGAAAAAGAAAAAAGGAAAGGGAAAGGGAAAAGGCAAAAGCAAGAAAGCAAAAAAGAAGUGAAUAAACUUAAUAUUAAAAUAUGGUAUACUUAUUGUUUAUUUAUACAUUAAUAUUAAAU
Molecule: messenger RNA, 1818 nt
Organism: Brassicogethes aeneus
Lineage: Eukaryota; Metazoa; Arthropoda; Insecta; Coleoptera; Nitidulidae
Source: the annotation of a GenBank genome assembly